Messenger RNA from Saccostrea cuccullata (small rock oyster), 1924 nucleotides. Its product is annotated as bcl-2-like protein 1. Gene Ontology annotation, molecular function: protein heterodimerization activity; protein homodimerization activity. Gene Ontology annotation, cellular component: mitochondrial outer membrane. Gene Ontology annotation, biological process: regulation of apoptotic process; intrinsic apoptotic signaling pathway in response to DNA damage; extrinsic apoptotic signaling pathway in absence of ligand. NCBI's taxonomy places the organism in Eukaryota, Metazoa, Mollusca, Bivalvia, Ostreida, Ostreidae. The transcript is spliced from 2 exons. The record is from RefSeq and is a predicted model, not a curated record. The coding region runs from base 119 to 802 and encodes 227 amino acids.
CUGUGAGAAGACCGCAGCCAUUUUGAGAGGAUAGACGUAUAAAGACUUCUUGUUAUUUGUUUACAUCUCAUUUCUUGUUGAUUUAUUUGAACAGUUAGUUGUGAAUUUUGACUUAGAAAUGGCUAGUGAAGUAGAAAACCUGAAACAUUCAAAUGGAAACUUUCUCAAAGGAAAUUUUUUCACCGAAAUUAACCGGCAGCUUGGUCUUCUUCCUGGAUUUGCGGGACUUGGUCAAGAUAUGGCGAGGUUAGAUCAAGAAACACAAACUCCUGGCAGCACAACACCUAUGGACAAAGUUCGACAGAUGGCAGAAGUGAUUGCUUCAGAUGUGAUUGCUACGUUCGAGGAUAACAGUGAUAGAGCUCCCCAAAAUAGAUACUGUAAAACCAUGAGAAGAACUGUGAAAGAAAUGUCUGAUCGUCAUAAUAUCGCUUUCAAAUCUAUGGUGCAAAAACUAAAUGUGAAUGACACUAAUGCCUUCUCAACAUUUGUAUCAGUUGCUGAUGAAAUUUUUGAAGAUGGGACAAUUAACUGGGGUAGAAUUGUUGCGGUGUAUACUUUUGCUGCUAGGUUAUCUGUUCAUUGUAAGAAGCACACUCCUGAUUCUGAAGAAAGAAUUGCCUUGUAUGCUGGAAAAUAUGUUGCGAGUAAAUUGGGGAAGUGGAUCUUAGAUAAUGGGGGAUGGGAUGCCUUCGCUGAUUAUUUCCCAGAGCAAGGAGCAACAGAAGACAAGUUAUGGAAAGGACUCAUGUUCACUGCUGUUGGCCUCGUGACCUUAGGAACGAUGGUCGCAAAUCGUUGAACAAUCAACACGCAGGAGUGAACAACCAAACAUCUAGUCAGCUGAUAAACUCCACUCAUCCUACCCCAGGAUGCAACAGUCUCUGAGACAAUUAAGAAAAUGAAAAUCGUGUUCAGUUGGGGACAAUUUUUAUUUUAUUUUUGUUUUUUAUAAUUUUUGUCAACUGAUUGUCAUUUGUACAGAAGUGUAAUCCAUUUUGGAUUCUUUAUCCCCAACAUUAUGGACAAUUUUAAAGAUUUUUUUGAAAAAUAACUUUAAAUGUGUAUUUUUGAUGAGAAGGGGGACAAAAGACAUGAUUUUUCAUUUAUUGUAAGCUGACAAUUUGUCAAACCCACAAAAUCAUUCCUCUUGAAAAUGUGUAAACUAUUAGUAGUGAUAAUUUAACAGUUAAAUAUUAUAGAAUGUUUUGGCUGUCGAAGUUGAGAAGGCUAGGAAAACUUAUUAUUUUUGCAGCAUAUGUCAACAGAACUUGCCAUUUGAUAUGAUGUGAUUGGCAGAAUCUUCACCAAAAAAAGUGUUAAAAUUAUUAUAAUUUUAUUCUAAUAGUUGUAAGCAAAUCCAUUAUUUUAUAUAUACAUAUUGAAAAAAAAAAUACAGAAGAUUUUGUUAAUAUAUCAUAUUUAUUGGUAUUGAAGCAAUCAAAAGUAGUGCUAUUCUUCCAAAUAACAUGUUUUCAAUACAUGUAUGUGAACUAGUAUUAUAUAAAAAUGCAGCAUCCUAUGAAAAAAAUAAGGGCAGUUUCCUGUACCUCACGAAUAACUUAUUCACAUUGUUUGUAAGACUGUAAUUCGGUAAAAUGUUAUUUUGAUGUGUAAAUCAGCAAAGAUGAUUGAUCUCACGAAUGAACACGCAGUUAAAAUUUUUUUGGUUUGAAAUGAAAGUAAUUCUUUCAGAACUUGUCAAGUUUUAAGAGUAUUUUUUUAGUGUUGUAAAAAUGUGUAUGUAACUUUUCAUUACAAAAGAGUAUCAAAAGUUGAAAAGGGAAAAAGUAUGAACUUAUAAUACUGAAUAUGGAAUAUCUGAAAUAUCUCAAUUUUUGUUUCUUUGUUUGAUGCUGUAAAUGAUAUAGGCAUCCUUUUUGUGCAAUAGACAAUGUAAAUCCAAAUAAAAUAUUAAAAUUGA